GAUUUGUUAUUUAUGAUUGACAUGUGUGUUAUGAUUUAAACUUAUGAUAUACAUAUAUAUAGGUAUGGAUGACACAGGUACCACUAGUUCUUGUAAGAAGGAGAAACGUCGAAGGUUUUGAAAUCACCGUGAGGAACACUUCCUCAUUACAACCAUGAAGGAUGUAACUACAAGUAAUCUCAGGUGGAAGCUUGAUAAUAAUCAGUUUAGGGCAGGUUUUUACAAUGAACGUGAGAAGAAGAUCUUAAGUGCAUUUCUUGGAACUGAUCUUCGAGCCAGUCCUCACAUCGACUCGAAGAUUAAGUUGUGGAGGAAACAAUACAACACUCUUCAAGAUAUGUUAAAGAUAUGUGGUUUUGGUUGGGAUGAUGAACAAAAGAUGGUGCUUGUUGAUAGUGACGAUGUAUGGAAGAACUAUGUCAGGAGGGUGCCAGAUGCAAAAGGGAUGCGAAAUAGGCCAUUCUCGUUCUAUGAAGAUUGGCUUAUUCUAUUUGGGAAGGAUAGGGCAAUUGGUGAACUGGCUGAGGAUCUUGCUGAUGCAGUUGUAGCCAUGGAAAAGGAGGAUGUAAAUGCUACUAUAGAAGAAGGAGAGCAGUCUCCUGUUGAACAGUUUAGUAUGAACAUGGGUGAUAUGGACUACUCAAUGUCUACUGCAGGUAAUGUUCCUAACCAUACCGACUCUACUAAAACUGGGAAAAAACGGGCUCGACCUGCUGAGGGAUUCCCACUGAACUAUCAGAGAUGGCAAAAAAUCUUGGAUCAUUCAUUGAAAAUACUAAUACUACGAUAGUGGAGAUUGCUCAUAGGAUAGGAUAUUCACAUGACCUAUCCCAACAAAGGAGGUUGGUUAAUGCAGAACUUCUGAAGUUACCAAUGAGUAAUACCCAAAGAUUGAUGGCAACAUCUAUGAUGGUGAAAGAUGAAGAAAAAGUUGACUUGUUCUUCAGUUUAGAUGAGAAUGACAAGAUGGAGUGGGUUUCUUUGCUAUUGGAAGGUCAUAUUUGAAUGUGGCAUCUACUGUAUGAUGAUCUUUUUGUUUCCUACAUGACUUGUAAUAUAUUAUGUGAUGCAUAAAUAUUAUAGCUUAGGUAUUUUCUGCUGCUGCAAUACUUUAUCUGCUGCAAACCAAAGUAUGAUGGUCAUUUUGUUGAGUAAAUGUUGCUCCUGUGUUGGGCUGGUUAAGACUGGUUUUGGUAACUUGCAAUCUGUUUAUAGGUUGCUCUUAUGUUGGGCUAC
Molecule: messenger RNA, 1236 nt
Organism: Camellia sinensis
Lineage: Eukaryota; Viridiplantae; Streptophyta; Magnoliopsida; Ericales; Theaceae
Source: RefSeq, a predicted model, not a curated record